AGGUUCCGACCGGAAAGCGGAAGCGGCGCGCAGCACGUGGGGGCGGUGCCGGUCGGAGGGUUCUGCGUCCACUCGGCUUGUGGUAGUGAGGCUGGCCGCGGCUACAGCAGAGCGCUAGGGGCGGGGCGCUGGGGGCCGGAGAGUUGCUGCAGAACCCGGAGACCGGCUAAGCUCCAUGGAGGGCUCAGGAGAACUGCCGGGCCCACAGCCACCGCAUCCCGGGGACCACCGCAUCCGCGACGGCGACUUCGUGGUGCUGAAACGGGAAGAUGUGUUCAAAGCAGUGCAAGUCCAGCGGAGAAAAAAAAUAACUUUUGAAAAACAGUGGUUCUAUCUGGAUAACGUCAUUGGCCAUAGUUAUGGAACCACAUUUGAAGUGACCAAUGGAGGAAGCCUUCAGCCUAAGAAGAAGAAGGAAGAGCCUGCUUCAGAGACCAAAGAAGCAGGCAUUGAUAAUCGAAAUAUAAUUGAUGAUGGGAAAUCUCAGAAACUUACUCAAGAUGACAUAAAAGCUUUAAAGGACAAAGGCAUUAAAGGAGAGGAAAUAGUUCAGCAGUUAAUUGAAAAUAGUACAACAUUCCGGGACAAGACAGAAUUUGCUCAAGAUAAAUAUAUAAAAAAGAAGAAAAAGAAGUAUGAGGCCAUCAUUACUGUUGUGAAGCCAUCCACCCGCAUUCUCUCAAUUAUGUAUUAUGCAAGAGAACCUGGAAAAAUUAACCACAUGAGAUAUGAUACACUAGCCCAGAUGUUGACUUUGGGAAAUGUCCGUGCUGGCAAUAAAAUGAUUGUAAUGGAAACCUGUGCAGGCUUGGUGCUGGGUGCAAUGAUGGAACGGAUGGGAGGUUUUGGUUCCAUUAUUCAGCUGUACCCUGGAGGUGGACCUGUUCGGGCAGCAACAGCAUGUUUUGGAUUCCCCAAAUCUUUCCUCAGUGGUCUUUAUGAUUUCCCACUCAACAAACUGGACAGUCUCCUAAAUGGAACAUUUUCUGCGGAGAUGUUAUCUUCAGAGCCUAAAGACGGUGCUUCUGCUGAAGAAAGUAAUGGCACCCUGGAGGAAAAACAGACUUCGGAACAGGAGAAUGAAGACAACGUGACAGAAGCGCAAGAGAGCCAUCACCCACCGGAACAGGAAACGAUGGAAAUCGUCUCGCAAGAUCCAGACUACAAGGAGUCUAAAGAGAAAGGAAGCAAAAAGGAUUAUAUUCAGGAAAAGCAGAGGAGACAAGAAGAGCAAAGGAAAAGACACUUAGAGGCUGCUGCUCUGCUGAGUGAAAGAAACUCAGAUGGUUUAAUUGUUGCUAGUCGUUUCCAUCCCACUCCACUCCUGCUGUCUUUGCUGGACUUCGUGGCCCCUUCCAGACCAUUUGUGGUCUACUGUCAGUAUAAAGAGCCCCUGUUGGAAUGCUACACAAAACUGCGGGAAAGAGGAGGGGUCAUCAACCUCAGGCUGUCGGAAACCUGGCUCAGGAAUUACCAGGUUUUGCCAGAUCGAAGUCAUCCCAAACUACUGAUGAGCGGAGGUGGGGGGUACCUUCUCUCAGGCUUCACUGUCGCCAUGGAUAACCUUAAAGCCGACCCCAGUCUCAAAUCCAACGCAAGCACUUUAGAAUCACACAAGACUGAAGAGCCAGCAGCUAAAAAACGGAAAUGCCCGGAGUCUGACUCUUAACCUUUCAGAAAUUGCUCUGAUUUUUUUCGUCAGGCGCUAUACAGUUAGUAAUUAAACUUUAAAUGCCAUCACUAAUUGUUUUCUCAUCUUCUAAAAGUAAGUCUAUACACUUGUUCCUGGGAAGGACGAGUAAGCCUUUUGUCCACCUCUGGAACAGAUAAAUUUGGUCUAUGAGAACAUCGAGCCUGAGGUAUACACAGUGGACUAAUGUGUAUGUGGCCAAUUCUGUUUAUUUCACAAAAAUCCUCUAAGUACUUGUAGUACUCUGUGAAAAUAUCUUGAGAAUUUAGAAAUCCUAAAAAUAUCUUUAUACAAGACUUUGUUUAUACGUUAAACUAAGUGGAAUGGCACAACAUAUCCAAAACUUGGGUACUGAAAGAAAGAAUCUGUGGAGGAGAUUUCUUGUGUUCAUUCCACUCUCUUCAACCGAAGCAAUAUGGAUGUGUGAGUGUAUGAGAUUGACAGCACCAAAAAUACCCUCCUUCCUCCCUCCAGUGGAAUAAACUUUUUUAAAACACUAG
Molecule: messenger RNA, 2190 nt
Organism: Mustela erminea (ermine)
Lineage: Eukaryota; Metazoa; Chordata; Mammalia; Carnivora; Mustelidae
Gene: TRMT6
Product: tRNA methyltransferase 6
Exons: 11
Coding region: 176-1669 (497 amino acids)
Biological process (GO): tRNA methylation
Cellular component (GO): tRNA (m1A) methyltransferase complex; nucleus
Source: RefSeq, a predicted model, not a curated record